Jaculus jaculus (lesser Egyptian jerboa) is the source of this 3088-nucleotide messenger RNA. RefSeq names its product zinc finger protein 281 (gene Znf281). The record is from RefSeq and is a predicted model, not a curated record. Bases 111 to 2768 code for a protein of 885 amino acids. The transcript has 2 exons. Lineage: Eukaryota; Metazoa; Chordata; Mammalia; Rodentia; Dipodidae.
GCAGUCCGGGGGAGGCUUUUAAUUCCAUUGUGGAGAGGACGGCGUUAUUUUUAUUAACUGGAGGCGACGGCGGCUGCGGCGGCGGCGGCGGAACCCGCCUCCUCCGGGGUAUGAAAAUCGGCAGCGGGUUCCUCAGUGGCGGCGGCGGUAGCGGCAGUAGCGGUGGUAGCGGCUCCGGCGGCGGCAGGAGAGCAGAGAUGGAGCCCACCUUUCCCCAGGGUAUGGUUAUGUUCAACCACCGGCUCCCCCCGGUCACCAGCUUCACCCGGCCGGCGGGGACGGCCGCCCCUCCCCCGCAGUGCGUGUUAUCCUCCUCUACCUCCGCAGCCCCGGCCGCUGAGCCCCCCCCUCCGCCAGCCCCGGACAUGACUUUCAAGAAGGAGCCGGCGGCGUCAGCCGCGGCCUUCCCUUCGCAGAGGACCUCCUGGGGAUUCUUGCAGUCUUUGGUGAGCAUCAAACAGGAGAAGCCCGCAGAUCCCGACGAGCCGCAGUCCCACCACCAUCACCACCACCACUAUGGGGGGCUGUUCGCUGGGGCAGAAGAGAGAUCUCCAGGCCUAGGAGGCGGGGAAGGGGGGAGCCACGGCGUCAUCCAGGACCUCAGUAUUCUCCACCAGCAUGUCCAGCAGCAACCAGCCCAGCACCACCGUGAUGUAUUACUGAGCAGCAGCAGCAGCAGCAGCAGGACUGAGGACCAUGGCAGCGAGGAGCCAAAGCAGGACACUAAUGUAAAAAAGGCAAAGAGGCCAAAGGCAGAAUCUCAGGGAAUCAAAGCCAAGAGGAAGCCAAGUGCAUCUUCCAAACCUUCUUUGGUUGGAGAUGGAGAAGGUGCCAUCCUCUCCCCAAGUCAGAAACCUCAUAUCUGUGAUCACUGUAGCGCUGCUUUCCGGAGCUCCUAUCACCUGCGGAGACACGUCCUCAUUCAUACAGGAGAAAGACCUUUCCAGUGCAGCCAGUGUAGUAUGGGUUUCAUUCAGAAAUACCUACUGCAGAGACAUGAGAAAAUUCAUAGUAGAGAGAAACCCUUUGGCUGCGACCAGUGCAGCAUGAAGUUUAUUCAGAAGUACCAUAUGGAGAGACACAAGAGGACACAUAGUGGAGAAAAGCCAUAUAAGUGUGACACUUGCCAACAGUAUUUUUCAAGGACUGACCGAUUGUUGAAGCACAGGCGUACGUGUGGUGAAGCCAUAGCGAAAGGAGCCGCAAGUGCAGAACCUGGGUCAUCAAACCAUAACAGUAUGGGUAAUCUGGCUGUGUUGUCUCAGGGAAGUACAAGUUCUUCACGGAGAAAGUCGAAGUCAAAAAGCAUAGCUAUUGAAAAUAAGGAACAUAAGACUGGCAAAGCAAAUGAAUCACAAAUGUCAAAUAACAUAAGCAUGCAGAGUUACUCAGUAGAGAUGCCUACUGUGUCUACCACUGGAGGCAUAAUUGGCACUGGUAUAGAUGAACUACAGAAAAGGGUGCCAAAAUUGAUCUUUAAGAAAGGAAGCAGAAAGAAUCCAGAUAAAAGCUACCUUAAUUUUGUGUCACCAUUGCCAGACAUAGUUGGACAGAAAUCCUUGUCUGGUAAACCAAGCGGCUCACUUGGUAUAGUAUCAAAUAAUAGUGUGGAGACCAUUAGUCUUCUCCAAAGUGCGAGUGGCAAACAAGGUCAAAUAAGUAGUAAUUAUGAUGAUGCCAUGCAGUUUUCAAAGAAAAGAAGAUAUUUACCAACUGCCAACAGCAACAGUGCCUUUUCUAUAAAUGUAGGACACAUGGUCUCCCAACAGUCUGUCAUUCAGUCUGCAGGUGUCAGUGUUUUGGACAAUGAGGCGCCAUUGUCACUUAUUGACUCCUCAGCUCUAAAUGCUGAAAUUAAGUCUUGUCAUGACAAGUCUGGAAUUCCUGAUGAGGUUUUACAGAGUAUUUUGGAUCAAUACUCCAACAAAUCAGAAACGCAGAAAGAAGAUCCCUUUAAUAUAACAGAACCACGAGUGGAUUUACACACCUCAGGAGAACACUCAGAAUUGGUUCAAGAAGAAAAUUUGAGCCCAGGCACCCAAACACCUUCAAAUGAUAAAACAAGCAUGUUGCAAGAAUACUCCAAAUACCUCCAACAGGCUUUUGAAAAAUCUACUAAUGCAGGUUUUACUCUUGGACACGGUUUCCAAUUCGUCAGUCUGUCUUCACCUCUCCACAACCACACUUUAUUUCCAGAAAAACAAAUCUACACUACAUCUCCUUUGGAGUGUGGUUUCGGCCAAUCUGUUACCUCAGUGUUGCCAUCUUCAUUGCCAAAGCCUCCUUUUGGGAUGUUGUUUGGAUCUCAACCAGGUCUUUAUUUAUCUGCUUUGGAUGCUACUCAUCAGCAGUUGACACCUUCCCAGGAGCUGGAUGAUCUGAUAGAUUCUCAGAAGAACUUAGACACUUCAUCAGCCUUCCAGUCCUCAUCUCAGAAAUUGACUAGCCAGAAGGAACAACAGAAGAACUUAGAGUCCUCGACAAGCUUUCAGAUUCCAUCUCAGGAGUUAGCUAGCCAGAUAGAUCCUCAGAAAGACAUAGAGCCUAGAACAACGUACCAGAUCGAGAACUUUGCACAAGCAUUUGGUUCUCAGUUUAAGUCGGGCAGCAGGGUGCCAAUGACCUUUAUUACUAACUCCAAUGGAGAAGUGGACCAUAGAGUAAGGACUUCAGUGUCAGAUUUCUCAGGGUAUACAAACAUGAUGUCUGAUGUAAGUGAGCCAUGUAGUACAAGAGUAAAGACACCCACCAGUCAGAGUUACAGGUAAGGUCUUAAGAGUGACCAGGCUGGGGGUCUUCUAAUGUAAUUUUGUUUUAUUUUGAGAACACUGCCAUUGGAAUGUUUAUACACGAUCCUAUUAAGAAUAAUGUAAUGCCCUUUCAAUGCAACUUUUCAUAUUUAGUUUAUUUUGUUAGUGUGAUUUUAGCUCUGUUUGUAUUAUGAUUUUUAAUCAAAAUCAAUAGAUUAAAAAUAGUUUGACAUUCAAAGUGACAAUGUUUAGCAAUCAGAUUUACAUGUAUAGAUUGUCAGGGAAUAGCCCAAAAGUUUUAAAUGCAAAAAAACAAACAAACAAAAAAAAAAACAAAA